Molecule: messenger RNA, 1605 nt
Organism: Orycteropus afer afer
Lineage: Eukaryota; Metazoa; Chordata; Mammalia; Tubulidentata; Orycteropodidae
Gene: ANKRD34C
Product: ankyrin repeat domain 34C
Exons: 1
Coding region: 1-1605 (534 amino acids)
Molecular function (GO): protein binding
Source: RefSeq, a predicted model, not a curated record
AUGAUGGAUGACGACACAGAACUGAGGACGGAUGGAAAUUCACUUCUAAAGGCUGUGUGGCUGGGGAGGCUCAGGCUGACUAGACUCCUCCUGGAAGGGGGUGCUUAUAUCAAUGAAAGCAAUGACAAAGGUGAAACGGCACUCAUGGUGGCCUGCAUCACCAAACAUGUGGACCAGCAAAGCAUCAGCAAGUCUAAGAUGGUGAAGUACCUGCUGGACAACAGGGCAGAUCCCAAUAUCCAGGAUAAGUCUGGCAAAACCGCUCUUAUCCAUGCUUGCAUUAGAAGGGCUGGGGGAGAAGUGGUCUCCUUAUUACUAGAGAAUGGAGCAGACCCCAGCCUCGAGGAUCGCACUGGGGCUUCAGCUCUGGUUUACGCAAUCAAUGCGGAUGACAAGGAUGCAUUGAAACAUCUCCUUGAUGCCUGCAAAGCUAAAGGGAAGGAGGUGAUUAUUAUAACAACAGAUAAAUCAUCUUCAGGCACCAAAACCACCAAACAGUAUCUUAACGUUCCCCCUUCACCCAAGGCGGAAGACAGACAGUCGCCUCCACUGUGCACAUCUCCUUCUGAUAUUGAACUGAAGGCCCCAGCCCUAGGUUCUCCACCCAGUGAGAAGGAGGAUGACUUCUUUAGCCUCCAAACAGGGCAUCCAAGUUGUAAUCCCUCCAAGGCUAUUCAUGAGCCUGGGUCACCCAACAGGAAAGUCAGUAACCUCAAAAGGGCCCGUUUGCCCCAACUGAAGAGGCUCCAGUCUGAACCCUGGGGCCUGAUUGCACCCUCCGUGUUGGCAGCCUCAACACGUCAGGACGAGACCCAUAGUGCCAGCAUGGACAAUGAAAUCAUCAAGAGCAUUAGUGACAUGCCCUUCCCCAAAAGGGGGCCCCUCUCCAGAACCAACAGUAUUGAUGGCAAAGACCCCACCCUCUUCCCCACGGUCACAGAGCAAGUUCUGAAGAUUCCAACCUCUUCUGCACCAGCAUCCUGGAAAGCCACCUAUGAGAAAGGUCAGGGUCCCCACCCCCGUCUGACCAGAAGAGGUACUCUCCCUGUUGACCAAGAGAAGGGUGGUAUGGGUCCACCAGGACCCUGUGCUCUCAAAGAUCCAACAUCCCUCACAUUGCUGGAGAAUGAUUUCUAUGAUUUAGAUUUACAACCAGGGGCUGAGCCACCCAACUCCAUUUCCCUUGAAUCAGGCAAAGUACCCUUAGAUAGAAAGAAGCUCAACAGCUCCCACUUGUCUCUUUUCCAUGGCUCUCGGGAGUCCCUGGAUGCCAUGCCCAGCACAUCCCCCAGCUCAGUGCGCCGCAGGCCACCACAUCUUCUAGAAAGACGAGGUUCUGGAACUCUGCUACUGGACCACAUUUCUCAAACUAGGCCUGGCUUCCUUCCACCCUUAAAUGUGAAUCUGAAUCCACCUAUCCCAGAUAUUAGAUCUAGCAACAAACCUUCUUCCCCACUUGCUAGUGGCUUAAAAUCCAUGGUUCCUGUUGCUCCAAGUUCACCAAAGAGAGUUGACUUGAGAAGUAAAAAGAAGCUCCUCAGAAGGCAUUCUAUGCAAAUUGAGCAGAUGAAGCAAUUGUCUGAUUUUGAAGAAAUCAUGACCUAA